AUGCUCCGAGAAGUAAAACCCAAGAACGCGCGCACCGCGCGCAUCCUCAAAGCCAAAGAGCCGCAACUAAUCGAGCCCCCGAAACGGACUCUUCUCCUUCACGGAUCGAAAUGCCCUCAACCGCUGCACACGGUGCUGAAGACCUUCCACUCGUUGACUCGGCCUAACUCGGUUCUAUUCCACAAGAAGAAUGCCAACAUCCACCCGUUCGAGAGCGUUGAGAGCCUGGAGUUUCUGGCCGACAAGAACGAGUGCGGUAUGGUUGUGUUCGGAAGCAGCAACAAGAAGCGCCCUAACUGCGUGACGCUGGCUCGCGUGUUCAACUCCAAGAUCCUCGAUAUGUGUGAGCUGUUGUUGUUGCCGAAUCAGGAUCAGACCGCUGGAUUGGAGAGCCUGCAGAUUGGUAUCGGCAUGCGGCCGAUGUUGUUGUUCUCGGGCAGUGCGUGGGAUGAUGAGACGUCGACGGCGCAUGUUAUGCUGAAGAGCAUGUUUGUGGAUAUGUUCAAGGGAGAGACGAGUGACAAGAUUGAUGUUGAGGGGUUGCAGUACGUGUUGAUGGUCGGAGCGGAGGAGGCCACGGAGGGGUUGGCGCCUGUUGUGCACCUUCGGUGGUAUAAGUUGCGGACGAAGCGCAGUGGGCAUAAGUUGCCCCGUGUGGAGUUGGAUGAGAUUGGUCCUAAGUUUGACUUCAAGGUCGGACGUUUGCAGGAGGCGCCGAGGGAGGUCAUGAAGGAGGCGAUGAAGCAGGGUAAGAGGCCGAACGAGGAGAUCAAGCUUAAGAAGAACAUUGGGCUGGAUUCGAUCGGUGAUAAGAUCGGUCGCGUGCAUCUGGGUAAGCAGGAUCUUAGCGGUCUGCAGACUCGCAAGAUGAAGGGUCUGAAGCGUCGUGCUGGUGUCGAGUCGGAUGAUGAGGAGGGUGAUGCCGAUAUGAUGGAUGUGGAUGAGAUUUCGGAGGAUGAGGGACGCAAGCGGACGAAGACGGCCUGA
Molecule: messenger RNA, 987 nt
Organism: Aspergillus niger
Lineage: Eukaryota; Fungi; Ascomycota; Eurotiomycetes; Eurotiales; Aspergillaceae
Exons: 2
Coding region: 1-987 (328 amino acids)
Biological process (GO): ribosomal large subunit assembly; maturation of LSU-rRNA from tricistronic rRNA transcript (SSU-rRNA, 5.8S rRNA, LSU-rRNA)
Cellular component (GO): nucleolus
Molecular function (GO): rRNA binding
Source: RefSeq, a predicted model, not a curated record